AUGGGGGUCCUCAAGAGGCUGGUGGGCAGGGGCGGGCAGGCUCUCAGGGAGAUCUGCGUCCUGGGCGGCCCCGGUGGGCCUCUCAGUGGCGUCAUCAAGCCGGGGCGCACGACGCUGCUCCUUGGUGCGCCGGGAUGCGGCAAGUCCACGCUGAUGCGGGUGCUGGCCCACCGGCUGAGGGGCUGCGGCUCUCUCAAAGUGGAGGGGGAGGUGCUGUACAACGGCCAUUCAAAGCACGACAUUGCCGUCGAGCGCGCCGUGGCGUUUGUCGAGCAGAGGGACAACCACGUGGGGAACCUGACUGUGUCGGAGACACUGUCCUUUGCGCAUGUGUGCCAGAGCGGCCAGGACACGCCCUCCUUUGACAUGCAGCAGCACAUCCGGGAGGCCAAGCUCAACAAGUCAAGAGCCGACCUGCACCAGCUGCGCGCCGCUAGCCCCACCCCGGCUGGCGGCCCUGGGGCCGUGAAUGCAGACCAGCUCAAGGCGACUGUGAGGGCGCAGCUGGAGGAAGACGAGGUGGAGGCGCUGCUCACCGAUCUGUGUGGCACCAGCGGCAUGAAGGUCGAGCUCAUCAUGCGCUGGAUGGGGCUGGCCCACGUGCGCAACUCCCUGGUUGGGGACGUGCUGGUGCGGGGCCUGUCUGGUGGCGAGCGCAAGAGGCUGACCUGCGCCGAAGGGCUGAUGGGCCAUCAGCGAGUCCUCAUGCUGGACGAGAUCAACACUGGACUGGACAGCGCCACACUGCACAGCGUUGUCACCUUCCUCGCCCUGAUGACGCGCGGCCUGAAGAUGACGACGCUCGUCAGCCUGCUGCAGCCGGCUCCCGAGGUGGUGGAGCUUUUUGAUGACAUCAUGCUGAUGGCCGAGGGGGCCAUCCUGUACCAUGGCCCAGUGGCCGAGGUGCUGCCCCAUUUUGCCGCCCUGGGCUUUGACCGCCCCCCACGCAAGGACCUGGCCUCUUUUCUGCAGGAGGUGUCCACACCGGCCGGCCAGCUGGCGUACGCAUCGCAGGCGUUGCGGGAAAGGAGGGGCCUGCUACCGAGCGAGCCAGGCCGUGCUGCGGCGCCCAGCGCUCCGGGGCGCCUCACGCGCAGCAGCGUGCCGCAGGACCUGAUCGUCUCUGUUGCUGAGAUGGCGGAGCAGUUCAGGACCGGUAACGAGCAUGGCCAGGCUGCGCAGCGGGAGCUGGCGGCCGGCCCUUUUCCCAAGGAGCGCAGCCACCCCGCGGCCCUGCCCAAGGAGCGGUACGCGCUGUCGCCCUGGAGGGCGCUGUGCCACGUGACACGGCGGCAGCUGCUGCUGGUGGGGCGCGACAAGAUGGUCCUGCAGGGCCGCAUCAUGCAGGUGAUCGUCAUCGGCCUGGUGGUGGGAUCCCUGUUCUUCCAGCUCGGCAACAGUACGCUGCAGCAGGCCCGGUCAACACUGGGCGCCUGCUUCCUGUGCGUCAUGUUCCUCAGCUUUGCGAUGGCGUUCAGCCAGCUGCCUGUCACACUUCUGGAGGCUGCAGUGUUCUCUGUGAUCGUGUACUUCAUGAUCGGGUUCACAACAGACGCGGCCCGCUUCUUCACCUUCCUCGCCGUGAUGGCCAGCACCUCCCUGUGCCUCACCUCCCUCUUUCGGCUCAUCGCCGUCGCGGUGCCCACGCCGCCCCUGGUCAACGCGGUGUCGGGCAUCCUGCUGCUGCUGCUCAUUGUCACCUCGGGCUUCACCAUCGUGCGGACUAAGAUCCCGCCAUAUGCCAUCUGGCUGUACUGGCUGAGCCCCUUCGCCUGGGGUGUGCGCUCCACCUGCAUCAACGAGUUCAUGACCGACAAGUGGGCCGCACCCGCACCCAGCAACCCCGCCCACACCAUUGGGGAGGAGGCGCUGCUGUCGUUCGGCUUCUACACCGAGCACUUCUGGGUCUGGACCGGCGUCGGCUACCUGCUCGGCCUGUUUGCAGUGCUCAGCGUGCUGGUGUCGCUGGCGCUCGGAUGGAUCUCAGACCCCGAGCAAGUGCAGAAGGCCCGCGCCGACGCGGCUGCCAUGCGCGGCAAGAUGGCCAAGAUGAAGGGCACCACGCCACGCCCAGGCUCCAGCAUCCACGCCGGCGGCGCGCUCAGCAAGCCGCACAGCGCCGCGUCCGUCGCCCCUGCUCGGGGCGACGACCCAGGAGUCGAGGCCGUCAUCCAGCUGGCGGCUCUCCCGCCCCUCCAACCGCUCGGCGUCAACGGCUGCGCAUCCGCUCCAGCGGGCGAGCUGGCGCUGUCGCUGCCCCGCGCGCCGUCGCGGGCGGCCUUGGCUGGGGGCGACCUCAGCUCUGUCCCCGUGGAGCCGAUCACCCUGGCGUUCAAGGACAUCCGCUACUUUGUGCCCAACCCUGCUUACAAGCCCGAGGCUGCGGCCGCGGCCAGCCAGGGUUUGCACAAGGACGGCGCGGCUGCGGCCGACGUGGAGGCGCAGACCGCGGGGGCCGCCAGCGACGGCGCAGCUGUGGGCGCUGUUGUGCCUGCGGAGCAGGCGGAGGCGGAUGCAGUCGCGGCGCUGGCGGCCACGCCUCAGCUGGAGCUGCUCAAGGGCAUCACGGGCUAUGCGCAGCCGGGAGACCUGAUGGCGCUGAUGGGCGGCAGCGGUGCCGGCAAGACGACGCUGAUGGACGUGCUGUGCGGCCGCAAGACCGUGGGUGAGGUGCGCGGCGACAUCUGGGUCAACGGCCACCCCAAGGAGCAGGCGUCGUGGAGCCGCGUGGUCGGCUACUGCGAGCAGAACGACAUCCACACCGCAGCACAGACCGUCAUCGAGGCGCUGUGGUUCUCCGCGCGCCUCCGCCUCCCGCCCUCCGUGUCCGACUCCUGGGUGCGGUCCUGGGUGGUGGAGGUGCUUGACCUUGUGGACCUCAUGCCCCAGGCCCACAGCCUGGUGGGGGACCCCGCGGGGCCGGGCGGCGGCACGGGGCUCAGCCUGGAGCAGCGCAAGCGCCUCACCAUCGCGGUGGAGCUCGUGGCAAACCCAAGCGUGGUGUUCAUGGACGAGCCCACCAGCGGCCUGGACGCGAGCUCCGCGGCCACGGUCAUGCGGGCGGUGCGUAACAUCGGCACCAGCGGCAGGACCAUCAUCGUGACCAUCCACCAGCCGUCCAUCGAGAUUUUCGAGGCCUUUGACUCCCUCCUCCUCCUGCAGCGUGGCGGCCGCACCACCUACUUUGGGCCCCUGGGCGAGCACAGCAGGACGCUGGCUGACUACCUGAUGCGCGUGCCAGGCACCGAGUCCCUGUGCCCCAGUGCCAACCCUGCGACCUGGAUGCUCGAGGUCACCGGCGGCUCCAUGGCCACCAUCACCAAGGCCAACGCCGUGGACUGGCCCGCCCACUGGGCGGAGAGCUCAGAGGCCGCGGCCGCCCUGGCGGAGGUGGAGCGCCUGGUCGCGGAGGGCGCCGCCGCCAGCCUGCCCCUCGUGAUGCCCUCGGAGUACGCGCAGCCCUUCAGCGUGCAGAUGCGUGAGCUGCUGAGCAAGUACACCAUGAUCCCCUCGUACAACUUUGCGCGCGUGGCCCUGACCUUCAUCGUGGGCUGGCUGUACGGGGCCAUAUACUUCCAGGUUGGGGCGGUCUCGAGCGCCGGAGGCGUGGCCAGCAUCGCGACCGUCCAGAACGUGAUGGGCGUUCUCUUCAGCUCCUCAAACUUCAUCGGCAUGACCAACCUGAUGAGUGUGCUGCCCGUGAUGGGGGCUGAGCGCGUGGUGUACUACAGGGAGGCGGGGGCGCGCCCAUACUCGGUGUGGGGCUACGGCUUCGCGCUGGCCAUAGUGGAGCUGCCAUAUAUCCUGCUGCAGGCCGUCCUGUUUGCCCCUGUGGUGUACUUCAUGGUUGGAUUCCAGGCGACGUUUGAGAAGUUUGUGCACUACCUCCUCAUGUUCACGGUGUCACUCUACUACUACACGGUGUUUGGCCAGUUCCUGGUGUGGGCCACGCCCUCGCAGCAGCUGGGCCAGGUGCUGGGUGGCACCCUCAACUUUAUGUGA
Messenger RNA from Monoraphidium neglectum, 4002 nucleotides. RefSeq lists its product as hypothetical. The transcript is spliced from 37 exons. The coding region runs from base 1 to 4002 and encodes 1333 amino acids. Gene Ontology annotation, cellular component: membrane. Gene Ontology annotation, molecular function: ATP hydrolysis activity; ABC-type transporter activity; ATP binding. Lineage: Eukaryota; Viridiplantae; Chlorophyta; Chlorophyceae; Sphaeropleales; Selenastraceae. The record is from RefSeq and is a predicted model, not a curated record.